This is a messenger RNA of Phasianus colchicus (ring-necked pheasant), 4729 nucleotides long. RefSeq names its product nicotinamide phosphoribosyltransferase (gene NAMPT). NCBI's taxonomy places the organism in Eukaryota, Metazoa, Chordata, Aves, Galliformes, Phasianidae. Gene Ontology annotation, molecular function: nicotinamide phosphoribosyltransferase activity. Gene Ontology annotation, biological process: NAD+ biosynthetic process. The record is from RefSeq and is a predicted model, not a curated record.
CCCCGCCUCUCUCCUCCGCCCUCCGCCCGGGCUCCGAUGAAAGAGAACGUGCGGCUUGGGGCUCUCCUCCGCACUCGCGGUGUCGCACCGUCCCCCCCCCCUCGGCACCGCCUGCCCAAUCAGAGGCCGCUCCUGCCCUGGCCCCGCCCACGCGCGUGCUGACCUCACGACACAGCCUCUUGCUGCUCGGCGGCGCGGCCAAUCGGCGCCCAGAAGCCGAGCGAGGUCCCGCCCGCCCGGCCGUCAUCCGCUCGGCCCCGCCUCCUGCCGUCCCCCCUUUCUCCUCUCUGCCCCCUCCCCGCACCGAGCGCCUGGCGGCGGCGGGCAGCGCAGCCCAGUCCUGUCCGUGCCGGCGGCGGCGCCAGCUCGGGGCUCGGCGGCAUGGAGUGCGCGGCGGCGGGCGCCGAGUUCAACAUCCUCCUCGCCACCGACUCCUACAAGAUACCUCUGGGUUGGAAGUGGCAGACAACUUUAUGGCCAAGCCUGAUAGCUGCAGGAAGCAAAGUGUGGUGGAGAGAAAACUGUCUGGGCAGGUUACACACUACAAGCAAUAUCCACCUAAUACAAGCAAAGUAUAUUCCUACUUUGAAUGUCGUGAGAAGAAGACUGAAAAUUCCAAGUUAAGGAAAGUGAAGUAUGAAGAAACUGUUUUUUAUGGUUUGCAGUACAUUCUGAAUAAAUACUUAAAAGGUAAAGUGGUGACCAAAGAAAAAAUCAAGGAAGCCAAAGAAGUGUAUAGGGAGCACUUUCAAGAUGAUGUCUUCAAUGAAAAGGGAUGGAACUAUAUUCUGGAGAAAUAUGAUGGUCAUCUUCCUAUAGAAAUAAAGGCUGUUCCUGAGGGCUCUGUCAUUCCCAGAGGAAAUGUUCUCUUCACAGUAGAAAAUACAGAUCCGGAAUGCUACUGGCUCACAAAUUGGAUUGAGACUAUUCUUGUUCAGUCGUGGUAUCCAAUCACAGUGGCUACGAAUUCUAGAGAGCAGAAAAAGAUUUUGGCCAAAUAUUUGCUGGAGACUUCUGGCAGCUUGGAGGGACUGGAGUAUAAACUGCAUGACUUCGGCUACAGGGGAGUUUCUUCACAAGAGACUGCAGGAAUAGGAGCUUCAGCUCAUUUGGUGAACUUCAAAGGAACAGACACUGUAGCUGGAAUUGCAUUAAUUAAGAAGUACUAUGGAACAAAAGAUCCAGUUCCAGGAUAUUCUGUUCCAGCUGCUGAACACAGUACCAUAACAGCUUGGGGGAAGGAUCAUGAAAAAGAUGCUUUCGAACACAUAGUGACACAGUUUUCUUCAGUGCCUGUAUCUGUGGUUAGUGACAGCUACGACAUUUACAAUGCUUGUGAAAAAAUAUGGGGCGAUGACUUAAGGCAUAUAAUUGAAGGCCGAAGUCCAGAGGCACCACUUAUUAUUAGACCAGAUUCUGGGAAUCCCCUUGACACUGUUUUAAAGGUCUUGGAGAUCUUAGGGAAGAAGUUUCCCAUCACAGAGAACUCUAAAGGCUACAAAUUGCUGCCACCCUAUCUCAGAGUUAUUCAAGGGGAUGGUGUGGAUAUCAACACGUUGCAAGAGAUUGUGGAGGGAAUGAAGAAGAAUAAAUGGAGUAUUGAAAAUAUUGCCUUUGGAUCUGGUGGAGCUUUGUUGCAGAAGCUAACUAGAGAUCUCUUAAACUGUUCCUUCAAAUGUAGCUACGUGGUAACCAAUGGUCUUGGGGUAAAUGUCUUCAAGGAUCCGGUAGCUGAUCCAAACAAAAGGUCAAAGAAAGGCCGACUGUCUUUGCAUAGGACACCUGCUGGAGAUUUUGUGACACUUGAAGAAGGAAAGGGAGAUCUUGAAGAGUACGGGCAGGAUCUCCUUCAUACGGUAUUUAAGAAUGGGAAAGUAACGAAGUCGUAUUCUUUUGAUGAAGUAAGACAAAAUGCCAGGCUGAAGAACAGUGAACUAGAAACAGCGUCUCACUAAGUUUCAUUCCACGUCUGUGUAUGUGUGUAACAAGUAUGUACUGCAUAGCUACUGGAUUUACUGUACAGAUUUGUGUGUUUGUGUUUUAUGACAUUGUAGCCAAAUUAUUUGUUGGUUUAUGGACAUACUGCCCUAUCUUUUGCCAGCCUUUAGAAAAGAUAAAAUCAGGAAAUGGUACUUACAUUGUAAAACAUAUUUAAUGCUAAAGUGUGCUUUUUAGGGCCCUUUGCCAGUAGUGAUUCAAUCUGGUAUUGAUCUUUUCACAAAUGAGACAGAGCUGAACUUUUUUAUAUAUAACAGAAUAUCACAAAAUGGAUUUACAUAAAAUUAUCAUGAUUGCUUUAUGUUUAUAUUUAACUUGUAUUUUUGUACAAACAAGAUUGUGUAAAAUAUAUUUAAAGUUUCAAUAAGUAAGUCUUUCCAACUUUUCAUGAUUUUUAUGAGCACAGACUUUCAAGAAAAUAUUUGGUGGGGGGGGAAUCCAUUGCCUUUUGUCCAUUAAUCAGCAAAUAAAACACGGCCUUAAAGUUUGUUGUGACAUUGUACCAUUUGACGACUAAAUCAGGACUUGUAUCUCCUUAAGAUCCUUUAGAAUUGCUGACCUCACCGUUUCUUGUAGCUGUCUGUAUUAGUUAAUCUGCAUCGAAGAAAGUUACUGUUCUUUUUAGAAGGUUUAGGUACUUACAGGCCUUGCUGGCACAGUAAGGUAUGUAAAUCGAAUGCCAAAUUUGAAAGGGUUCUCUACUGCAACUUAACUUGCCAAGUCUAUCCCACUUGGCAUAUGCACCUCAAUAUUUUAAUAGUAAAGUUUUUAAGAGAUCUCCUCUUCCACUAUAGAAUAUAUGUGUAAAAUAUUGAAAUAUGGAAGCGGUGUAUUUUAAAGUAAUUACACUUCUGGGUUUAUUUUUCAUAUACUGUAAGUGACAUGACUUUAAAGCAGAAUACUGGACUCGGUAGUGCACUUUUUUACUUUUUUGUAUUUUUUUCAUUGAUUUGCCUUUUGUCAGACUGGAUGUUAAAUUGUAAAAAAUGUUUAACUAUUUUUGUUAACAACUUUAAUAAAACUUUAUGCUAGCCAAACUCCUACACGAAUGGCAGAGCUGUUUCCCCUUCUCCCCCAUCUCACUGGGGUGAGGAGGGGCUCUCAUUUUGCAGAGGGUAACUGGAAGCAGUGUUUGAGAGACUUCUGAACUGUCUGCACUUGAUUGUACGAGCUCUCUGCAUAUGCUUGAUUUAAAUGUCUGCUGGAAAACAAAACUGUUGAGGAUUUCAUUUGAGAAGCUAUGUAGUAACCUCUGAAAUGUUAGUACUGUAGGCUGGCUCUCGCUACAGAAGGAAUACCUCCCUUACUUAAAAAAAAAACAACAGCAAAAGCAAAUGGCUGCUGUAUUUUAAUGAUCAACUAUCGAUGGCAUACUGAUAUAAUUAACGCUUCUAAUUAGGAAAUGAUGUUAAAGGAAAAUGUCAGAGGUCCUCUGAAAUCACUUAAGCCUACAAAACUUAUACAAAACAUGCAUUUAAAGGAAGAUUGAAAAGCCAUACUUCAUUGUUUUUAUUCUCUCACCAAAAAGGGCCACAUCAAAGCAUUCAGAAUCUCUUUAGGGUUUGUGGUUAAGAUAUUUAUGCCCGGUCUCAAUAGUUCUUGUUCAUGAAAACUUGUUUUCCACUCUUAGUGUAUGUGAUUAUACAUUUAAGUGAUGUAUUGUUUCAAAAAUAGCGCUUUAGUAACAUUUUAAAUGCUGACCUUUCACACUGAGGAACUACCUUCCCUUUGCUAUUAGUGAUACUGUUUGUAUUUGGCCAAGAAGGGAUUUAAAUCUGGACGUUGUACCAAUAGCAGGUAAACAAUACAGAGCCUAUUUUACUCCUCCACACGUGUACUAGGGAAUUUUAUGAUGUACAGUUUAAAAGAAAAGAAAUUAAAUGCUGCUUUCAUUCUGUACCAAUAAAAGUUUUGAUAACUAUUAACUACCCAUAACUGAUAUUUUUGUAUUUGGGAACUGAGGAUAUGCUGUGGAAGCACUGUUUUCUUUUGUAUCACAAUGUGCAUCAGUAUUUGUUCAGUGUUGUCUAAAAUGUAGCUUGCUCGUUGGAGUCUUAGAUGAAGUUGUGUGUGUGUGCACAUCACUCUCGGAAGUUGUCAUGUCACUCAUCUUGGUAGCUGCUGAUCUAUUUCAAAAGAAGGGGACUUGGGGAGAAAAACACCCGGUGCUAUUCAGACCCAAAUACGUGUUUCUGUCGUUUUGGGCAUCAAGGAGUUGACAGAAGUUACUGCAGUGCUUAAACCAUACAGUAUCCUAAUUCUUCCACAUAAAAGCAAACAGCAUGUUUGAGCUUGCUUUAAAUUACUAGAUUUGUAGUCAUCGAUAUAUUUUAAUUAUCCCCAUUUCAUAAUAUAACACAGUAUUUGUAUUUAAAAAUAGGAACUGGGAGUUUUGUGUUAAUACCUUAUUUGUAACCAUACUUAGCAUAAGAAAUGGAUUUUAUAAAACUAUUUUUCUUGAGCUGCAUGAUUAUGAAAAGAUGUUUUUUUUCCUACUUUGAAGGAUGGGAGGAGAGAAUAGAAGAGUACUUAACUGUUUGGAUUGCCAAAAUCAAAACCAAGUUGAAACAUUUUUUUCCUGUAGGUUUUUACAUUCCUUCUUAACCUGUGUAGUGAGAAUAAAUAUUCCUCACUUAAAUCCUCUGUUAAAGUAAUUCUAAUGUACUUGGCAUCAAAUACCAGUAUGUAAUACACAUGGAAAUAAAGUUUAGUUCUGGCAGUGAAAAUAAGA